Coffea arabica (coffee) is the source of this 1681-nucleotide messenger RNA. RefSeq lists its product as uncharacterized. The record is from RefSeq and is a predicted model, not a curated record. Lineage: Eukaryota; Viridiplantae; Streptophyta; Magnoliopsida; Gentianales; Rubiaceae.
AAGAACGCUUGAACAAACUGUAUGAUGAAACCCAUUCAUAAUGCUUUUUUAGCUACUAUGGGAUUUAAUCGAUGGGAAUGAAAGUAAUUAAAAAACGCCUUUGUGAUUCCCCACCCAUCGCUCCACUAUCAAAUAUCGUUAACCCUCUCAUUAACACCACUCUUAGGGAUUUAAAAAUAAAAAUAAAAAAAAGAUCCCUAAACCGAACCCUUCAGACUCAAUGCUCUCAUUUCCUCUCAAAGGAGCUCUUACCGUCGCUCUUUCCCCGUCAACAACUACCUACCUAUCCAAUCUCCGGUGGUAGGUUGUCUACUAGUAACCUUAUUUUCCCUAUAUUUUGUUCCUCAUAAGAGUUUUUCCCCUAUUUUUUCCAAAUUAAUUAUCAGAUCUAUUCGGCAGCAACAUCCUUUGGAUUUUCAACUCUGCCAUCAGUGGUGCGUUUAUCUUGAACGAAAUGGCACUGUCUUCUCAUUUCAAAUUCCACAUCAGUCCAAAGCACAAGGAGUUUAUUUGGGUGUUGUUGAACGAUAUGGGAGUUCAUGACCUUUGACCAAUUCACACGGGGAUUUUCUGUAUUUUACCCUUUUAGUAGCCAUUCCCCGAAAUAGAAUCCUUUGAUCAUCAAGACCUGAAGCAGCCGCUAAUCAACCAUGGCUGCUACCAUCCUAGCCGAUGAUGAUGAUGAUGACAUAAACCCCUUCACAUCCAUAAUGCUGCUCGCCCCUACAUGCCAACCACCAAAACCAGAAUCAGAAGAAGACCACCAGAAUCAGAGCCCAUUAUCAUCAUCCAAAGCUGGAAUAACUAGUCAACAACUUCUUGACCAAAAUAACUACUACCUCCACUCUGUCAACUCCCACCUACUCAUCAGACAACUCCCUUCUCAAGGCCUCUCUUUUCAGCUCUGGCCUGCUGCAACCACUCUCGUCACCCUCCUUGAUACCCACUCCUCUCAAUCCACCAUCCCCAACCCACUUUCCACCUUAUUUAAAGCCCAAGAAGACCGUCCCCUCAACAUCCUGGAGCUGGGCUCUGGCACCGGUCUUGUUGGGAUUGCAGCUGCUGCUCUUCUCUCUGCUAAUGUCACUGUCACAGACCUCCCUCAUGUGCUAUGCAAUCUGCAUUUCAAUGUGGAGGCUAACUCCAAACUUCUUCAAGUCAACCAAGGUGCAAAAGUUAACAUAGCGGGGCUUUCCUGGGGAGUGGAUGAAGACAUGAAAGCUGUUGGGAAGGAGUAUGAUUUGAUACUGGGGUCUGAUGUAGUGUAUCAUGAUCACCUCUACAAGCCCUUGAUUAAGACCCUGAGGUUCUUCUUGUUGGGGAAUGAUGACGGCAGCAAGAAGAAAAGGGUUGCCUUUGUGAUGGCUCAUUUAAAGAGGUGGAAGAAGGAGUCUGCAUUUUUCAAGAUGGCUAGGAAGCUUUUCGAUGUUGACAUUAUACAUUCUGAUCCUCCUUCCCAUGGCGCUAGAGUUGGAGUAGUAGUGUACCGAAUGGUGGGGAAAUGUUUUCUCAGCGUCAAUUCUGUCCCUAGCUAAAUAUUUGAGCGAGGAAUUGAAGAGAACAUUCUUGAAAUUUUGAGAAAAUCUAGAAGUUUGUCAUGCAUCAAAAACUUUCCAGGGAAGAUUUUAAUAUCUUUGUUAAUGUAUUUUACUAAAUUGCAAUCACCAGGGUUUGAGUUCAC